Molecule: messenger RNA, 350 nt
Organism: Nezara viridula (southern green stink bug)
Lineage: Eukaryota; Metazoa; Arthropoda; Insecta; Hemiptera; Pentatomidae
Source: the annotation of a GenBank genome assembly
UUCUCCCCACUUUAGAACAUCUUGUAUAAAAUCAGCCACCUUUGACAGACAUGCGUCAGACACUGUUCAGAACUUUUGCCGUCGACAUGAAUGUGUAUUACAUGUUUGGAGUAAUUUUCGCCCUCUUCGUGGCGCUGGCUGGAGUGGCAGCCGUGGCCGAACCAGAGCCGGAACCAUCACCUGCUCGCUAUCGCAAACCCCACAAACCUCACAAACAUCACGGUUGAGGACAAGGACCGAUGACAUUUAAAUAUAAUGUAACACUAAUAUUCAAACAUCAAGAGAUAUUACCAAUGCUCUAAAUAUCUUCUCCUCACCCACGAAACUUAAUAAAUUCAAUUAUACAUCCA